Messenger RNA from Archocentrus centrarchus (flier cichlid), 2014 nucleotides. Its product is annotated as gap junction alpha-10 protein-like. Gene Ontology annotation, cellular component: connexin complex. Gene Ontology annotation, molecular function: gap junction channel activity. Bases 202 to 1665 code for a protein of 487 amino acids. Gene Ontology annotation, biological process: cell-cell signaling. Lineage: Eukaryota; Metazoa; Chordata; Actinopteri; Cichliformes; Cichlidae. The transcript is spliced from 3 exons. The record is from RefSeq and is a predicted model, not a curated record.
ACAGAAGGGAGCUCAGGGAUGCAGACUCGAGUUUUGGACCAGCGCAAAAGGACCUCCAGAUACCUCAAUGGGGUAGCCAGACAGACUCAGAUGGUUCCCAGGAUACGUAUAUAAACACAAUGAAGUACAUCACAAGGCCAAGAGGGAAGCCAUACCAGUGACAUUUUGAGUAUGUGACAGUGAAAUGGUGAGAAGUCGACCAUGGGUGACUGGAACCUGCUGGGCAGCAUCCUAGAAGAAGUCCAUAUACAUUCCACCAUUGUGGGAAAGAUCUGGCUUACGAUACUUUUCAUAUUUCGCAUGCUUAUUCUGGGAGCAGCCGCUGAGGAUGUAUGGGAUGAUGAACAAUCAGAGUUUGUCUGCAACACUGACCAACCAGGCUGUAAAGCAGUCUGCUAUGAUCGUGCUUUCCCCAUCUCCCUUAUUCGCUUCUGGGUCUUGCAAGUCAUCUUUGUGUCUGCCCCAUCACUUGUCUACAUGGGCCAUGCACUCUACUGCAUUAGUUCAUUGGAGAAGGAACGUCAUAGACGACGGGCCCAGCUGAAGGAGGAGCUUGAUGAGGCUGAGUUGGCAUUGGAUGAACAAAAGCGUGUAGAAAGGGAGCUGAGGAGAUUGGAAGAGCAGAAGAAAGUGAAGAAGGCUCCUCUGAGAGGCUCUCUACUGAGAACAUACAUCAUCCAUAUCCUUACACGUUCUGUGGUAGAGGUCUGCUUCAUUCUGGGCCAGUAUAUUCUAUAUGGUGUCCAACUGGAGCCUCUCUAUAAGUGUGAGAGACUGCCUUGCCCCAACAGUGUAGACUGUUACAUCUCUAGGCCCACAGAGAAGACAAUCUUCAUGGUUUUCAUGAUUGCCAUUGCUGGUGUGUCACUUUUCCUAAACAUUCUGGAAAUAUCCCACUUAGGUGUCAGAAAAAUCAAACAGGUCUUGCAUGCAGAGGAAGAUGACAGUUUGAUUUACAAGUCCAAGAGGAAGGCAUCCUUACCACACCUGUGUGUAACAAGCAAUGUAUCACCUCAUGAUGGGCCUUUGAUUCAAACCUUCAAAGUAAUUCCAGGGGCAGACAUGAAACCUAGUCAUUACAACAGUGGGCUCAAAACCAACCAUGAGGCACCAAGACACAACAGCCUGGCUAAUGUGGGGCAUGGUCAAACCAUCUAUAUCUGUCCCCAACCAAGGAUGUCACCCACAUCUACCAUGAACUGUGCAAUCCAUCCUCCCAGUACCAAUGACGGUUCAGAGGUUCCCACAGCCAUAAUUGACCACUAUCAAGCCUGGACCUCUGUCACAUCCACUGCAGAAGGGAAUGAAACAAUCCAUGAGGAUACCCAUGAAGAAGAACAUCCUCCAUCCAGCCAUUUGGAAGCUCUGCUAGCCAGUAGCAACAUAAGGCCUAGAGCUAUCAGAGACCUUAAUGAAUAUGAGAGAAGGGAGUCAGUGGGGAGUGAGCUCCUGAUCCCCAACACUAGGAAGACUAGCUUCAUGAUCAGGCCACCAUCUGAAAGCUUGUCCUCAGUGAGUGGCUCAACAAGUCCCUCCCUACAUACGUCAGAAGAGUCAGAUGAACUGGGUUCCUUGCAGGGAGACAUGCCAAUGAUGCCGCCAGCUGGAGGCCGAAGAAUGUCAAUGAGUAUGUUUCUGGAUAUCUCUUCAAUCAUGAAGAAGUGAAGAGAUGAGGCUAACAUGGCUGUAAGAGCUGUUGUCCACAGCCUGCUGUGUCACAAACAGGGGAGAAACUGUAUCAAUGAUCCAGCCAUCAACAUUGAUCCACUCAUGUCACAUGGGGCCAAAACCAGUCAGCCAUGAUGAGGCAGUGGACUCAGUGCCAAAGCACCUUACAGUGUCUGCAUGUUCACAUUAAUUUUUUCAGUCUUUCAGUGUGUUGGUCAGAUUUUUUAUGAUUUUUCAGUAAAAAACAAACAAAACAUUAUUAAUGGAGCAUUCUCCUAAAGAAGAUCUGUUUGUUUCUGUAACAUGGACUUUGAGCUUAAAUACCUUUUCUAAGUCAAAGACUUAA